AUUUAACUCAUAUGACGUUGGGCUGAGACUUUAACAACACUGCACUUGUUCAACUGAAGAAGCGGCACUUUCAGUCUCCGAUGGGUAUGUUUAUGUUCCCAUCCCUAGUUUAUUAUCCACUUCUCUUCCUGGGUUUUACUGAAACAAUCUCUAUCAUUCCUUCUUCUUUCUUUUAGUUUUCGGUGUAAUUUCACGAUCUUGUUGUAGGAGAUAGUUUCAUACAUAUAACAAAUCUUAUCUUGAAAAAAGUUGUGCAAGAAAUUUGAUAUGGAAGUGUUGCUCAGCACAUUUCCUCCCCUUAAUUUCUUAAGCUCCUCCGUUUUUUCUCACAAAACAACUCCCACUAUCAAAUUUCCAUCUGGGGUUUUAACGCCAAAACUUAAUGUUAGCCAUUUUCGGGGAAGUUGUGUAAAUUCUGAUGCCCCUAUCGUCAAGAGCUCAAUCAGUAUAGAGUUUGGCCACGAAAUUGGAGAUUCUAGAGGUAAUGGCGACAAUAUGGAGUGGGAAGGGGAAUUGCUUCAAGAGCUUGACCCUUUGGGGUUUCAACCACCGAAGAAGAAGAAAAAACAGAUGAAAUCGAAGCUUCUUGAUGACACUGAGGGGAUGGACUGGUGCCUGAGAGCUAGGAAGGUCGCUCUUAGAUCUAUCGAGGGAAGAGGCCUCGCUUCUACCGAGGAAGAUCUGUUUUCUGUGAAGAAGAAGAACAAAAAGAACAAGAAGAAGAAGAAGAUUAUGGGAAGUAAGGAUAAUGGGGUUAAUACGAAAGGUGAUGUCAUUGAGGAAUCCCUGGAGUUUGAUUCAGAUGAGGAUUUGGAACUGGAUAUGGAUUUGGAUUUGUUGGAUAGUUUAGCUAUUAAUGACAGUAAUCAUUUGAGUAAGAGUGUGAGCAUAAUGGGUGGUGGGAUGUUUGAACAAAGGAAGGAAAAGACGAUGGAGGAAUUUAUUCAAAGAUUGUCCAAAUUCUCGGGGCCAUCAGAUCGUAAAAAGGAAGUCAAUUUGAACAGAGCAAUUAUAGAAGCGCAGACUGCUGAUGAAGCUUUAGAGGUUAUUUCUGAUAUGAUACUUGCUGUUGGGAAAGGAUUGAGUCCUUCCCCUUUAUCUCCUUUAAACAUUGCCACAGCACUUCAUAGAAUUGCUAAGAAUAUGGACAAAGUUUUGAUGAUGAAAUCACAUAGGUUAGCUUUUGCUCGUCGAAGAGAAAUGUCUAUGCUGGUUGGUAUUGCCAUGACAACAUUACCAGAAUGCUCAGCACAAGGCAUCUCCAACAUUGCUUGGGCAUUGUCCAAGAUUGGAGGUGAUCAACUUUAUUUGUCGGAGAUGGAUAGAGUUGCAGAAGUUACCUUGACCAAGAUAGAGGAGUUGAAUUCUCAGAAUGUUGCUAACAUUGCUGGAGCAUUUGCUUCAAUGCAACAUUCUGCUUCUGACCUCUUCUCUGGAUUGGCAAAAAGAGCAUCAGAUAUAGUUGAUACCUUUCAUGAACAGGAACUAGCUCAGGUAUUAUGGGCUUUUGCCUCUUUAAAUGAGUCUGCUGACCUUUUGCUGGAAUCUUUAGACAAUGUUUACAAUGAUGCAAGUCAAAUUACAUGCUAUCUUAGUGAACAAACAGUAAAUAGAAAUCAAGAAAGCACUGUUGGUGUCAGUAACGAUCUUGAAUCAGAUGGAGCUGUAGGCUUUCCAGUGCUCAAAUUUAAUCGGAAUCAGCUAGGAAAUAUAGCUUGGUCUUAUGCUGUAUUUGGGCAAGUGGACCGAAGUUUCUUUUCCCACAUUUGGAGAACCAUAAGCUACUUUGAGAAGGAAAGUAUUUCAGAGCAACAUAGGAAUGAUAUCAUAUUUGCUUCUCAACUGUGGCUUGUGCAUUACUGCCUGAAGCGGGAAUAUUCGCAUCUUCAGUUAUCUUUAAGCGUUGAUCUCGAGGAGAAAGCCAUUCUUGCUGGCAAAACUAAGAGGUUCAAUCAGAAAACAACAUCAUCAUUUCAGAAAGAAGUAGCCCGUCUUCUUGUAAGCACAGGCCAUGAGUGGACCAGGGAAUAUGUAUUUGACGCUUACACUUUAGACGCAGUUAUAGUCGAUAAGAAGGUUGUUUUGGAGAUUGAUGGUCCAACACAUUUCUCAAGAAACACAGGUAUACCUUUGGGACACACUGUGCUGAAACGCCGUUACAUAACUGCUGCAGGCUGGAAGGUGGUAUCAUUGUCUCACCAGGAGUGGGAGGAACUACAAGGCGAGGUUGAGCAAUUGAACUAUCUACGAGAAAUCCUCAAAGAUCACAUAGAUUUAAGGUAGUAUGAAUGAUGAAUAGCCCUUAGGAAAGAUAAUUUGUUGUGUGCUCGAACUCCAAGGACAAUGAAUCUUGAUUUCUACAGAGUGUUUCUUGCUAUGUGAUUGAACACAUACCACACAAAUGCUUGUAUUUAGAAUUAAAAUCUUAAGAACCAAAUGUGUUGAGACUUAUUUGAGAGGUUCUGAAAUCUGCAAAUCAUGAGUUCCAUGCCUCUACAUGGAGUGCUACGUCUGUAAGCAUUUAUUUUGAGUGCCAAAGUAAAAGUUACUAAUGCCUAAGUUUGGGUAA
This is a messenger RNA of Cucumis sativus (cucumber), 2569 nucleotides long. RefSeq names its product RAP domain-containing protein, chloroplastic. Gene Ontology annotation, biological process: mitochondrial RNA processing; chloroplast rRNA processing; regulation of mitochondrial mRNA stability. Gene Ontology annotation, cellular component: mitochondrial matrix; ribonucleoprotein granule; chloroplast. Gene Ontology annotation, molecular function: RNA binding. The transcript has 4 exons. NCBI's taxonomy places the organism in Eukaryota, Viridiplantae, Streptophyta, Magnoliopsida, Cucurbitales, Cucurbitaceae. The record is from RefSeq and is a predicted model, not a curated record. Bases 268 to 2283 code for a protein of 671 amino acids.